Messenger RNA from Triticum urartu, 2079 nucleotides. Lineage: Eukaryota; Viridiplantae; Streptophyta; Magnoliopsida; Poales; Poaceae. The record is from RefSeq and is a predicted model, not a curated record.
CCGGGGUUUCAGUUCCAAAAGGGGGGAAAACCGUGGGCUUUGGUUGUGCUUGGCGAAGCUGCCUUCCCUUCCAUGGAGUCAAGAUCCGGGCGUCGUCCCCUCCGUUCAUCCGCGCAGAUUGGUGGUGCUGCUCCCGUGGAGCUGAGCCCCGGGCGUCGCCUGCGUUUUGCGCAGCCACAGCUCUGUAGUACAAGCGGCGGCGGCGGCGAACCGGAUCGCAUCAGCUCCCUCCCGCAGGAGCUCCUCCUCCUCAUAAUCGCCGUCAUGGGAUGCGCUGCCACGGCCGCGCGCACCAGCGUCCUCUCCCGCCGGUGGCGCGAUCUCUGGACGCAUCUCCGCCAGAUCGUCUUCCACAACCUCGCGCCGUCGAUUGCAGCGGCGGUCCGCCGUGUCCGUGGCCCCCCGGCCGCGGUCUCCCUCCUGGAAGUCCGCAUCCCCAACGCCAGCAGGCAUCCCUGGCCCGUCGGCGCCACGGCCAGCAGGCUGCUCCGCGAUGCCGUGCGACUGCAGCCGGAGGAGAUCGUCCUCAGCUUCCCGUGGAGCGUCGAAUCUGAAGGCGGGCCGAACCUCGUGCGGCUGCCGUGCUUCCGGCGGACCAAAUCCCUGAUGCUGGAAAGGCUUCUCUUCUACUGCCCCGACGGCGAGUUCACCGCACUCCGGACGCUGUCCAUCUCCUACGGCCUGGGCGGCCUCCACAGCUUGCUCCCCCGAUGCCCGCACCUCCGCGUGCUCAGCCUCAAGUUUGUCAACGAUGGCUACGGACUUGUCCAGAAUGGGUUCAUCUCACUCCACUUGCCAUCGCUGCAGCAACUUUUCCUUGAAACCCGCAUACUACACACAGAUGCAGUCGACAUCGUCGCCCCUCUGCUGAAGCGACUGACGGUGUCUGUAGGCGCUUACAAGGUGGUCAGCGGCAUCUCCAUCUCGGCGCCAAUGCUGGACAAGGUGUCGUGGGAGUGGCGGUACUUUGAGGCCGGGAGCAUUCUCCAGUUUGGGCCUUGGAGACUCCACAGGUUGUGGAUACACACAGGAGAGAGGCAGGGACAGGUUCCUUCGCUCCACAUUCAUGCAUCCCAUAGCUGGUUUAUUUCCGAUGAAGACAACUUUGCGCACAAGUUAGAGAAGCACAUGGUUGCUGCUGAUUUCUCCCUUUUGGAGCUACGUCUCCUAAAAGCCGGACAUGUUUUUGGAGCACUGGUGUUUCAUCUCCUCGGGAUUACUCGUAUUUCGAGAGGUCUACAGAGGCUUAAGAUCGUCCUAGAGAGAUCGAUGCUGAAAGGGAAAUGCCCGCCACACUGUCCAUGUGAACCCACAAACUGGAGAUCUCAAACUAUCUCCUUGACUGCUCUCGAGCAAGUGGAAAUCAAUGGCUUCCAAGGACAGGAACAUGAGUUUGAUUUACUGGAAUUAAUACUCAAAUGUGCGCCAGUGCUUAAAAAAAUGAUACUGCAUCUGUCACAGGAGGCCACAUCUAAUAAUAGUGCAAGCGCAAAAAUAUGUGACAUCUGGAGCAGGGCCUAUUCUUCAGUGGAAUGCUAUGUUUAUGAGAGGUCUGGCCGCUUCCCCCUGGCUACUUCCCAGACUGCGGAUAUUGCUGAGCUGCAACGGAAGCUUGAUGUAGCCGGGGAUGACAUUACGUUAAUCAAUAUGCGUCUUGACGAGUCGCAAGCUACAGAUGGGGCUGCCGCCGUUGAAAUUCUUCGGGCGGAGCUAGCCCGAGCCAAGGAGCAGGCCCGAUGUAGUAAUGUGGCUGCCGAGAAGGCAUCGGCUGAGUUAAAAGCCGAACGAGCUGCUCGGCGUCAAGACGAGGAGAAGAUAUCCACGAUGGCGCUCGAGCUAAAAAGUGCUGCUAGCCGGUGUGAACUCCUUGUGAAGGAGAAUGAUGCCAAGACGGCUGAAAUUGACAAGGCCCAACGAGAGGCGAGAGAAGCGCGGUCUGAAUCCAGAGCAGCCUGUGAGCAGAUCCGGCAAGCUGGGGAGAUUGCAGCUGUGCCGUGUAACGACGCUGUGAAGCGAUCGGUGUGUAUCGAAGGUGCACGGAUGGCUUUUGCUCGAGUCAAGAUGUUCUGGGGAAUAUGA